CAAACCUGCUGCUUCUAGGCCGAAUACCGCGGACCAGGCUCAAACAGCCCUUGAUUCUGGUAGAGUGUUUAAAAUGACAUCAUCUCAUCGUUGUUCGUUCGAAAGCGCGAAGAACCCAGGAAUUAGCGAAGUGGAUACAAGUGGGCGACAUCCCGAUGGCCUAUGCCCGCCCGAAUUGUAUAGGAUUGUCGCUGACAAUGACACGCUUCAACCCAGCAACCGACAGCUACAUGACGCCUUGACUUUGAGCAGAGAAUAUUGGUAUCGCCUCUCAAGGACUGCCUGUUACGUCCAUGGUAAUGGCGUCAACCCAGAACUUGCUCAUCCUCACCACAUGCUAUGCAAAGUUCCCAGUAUGCACGGAGGGCCGCACACGACCCAUGCGCUUCAUAUUGGUGCCUCUCCUUCCCGGAUACUCUGUCUUCAGGCAUCCGUUAACUGGCAGCUGGAUGAAUCAACAGUCUGCGACCGUGCGAGAGAUAGAACAGAUACCGUUCUUCUACAUAUUGGCACGAAAGCCGCAGUCCCUUAUACCCUAAAUGGCAAGGACUUCAGCUUUUGGAUUGGAAUGGAGAGUGAAGAAGUACCAGGUCCAAACUACCUGGCUGUGCUUACAUUAGGGUGGUGCUACGUCCUAUCUGCUCGCCUCCUUGAGAUUUAUGGGAGAAAUUCCGCGAUGAGAUAUACGGACUUUAAAGCGACAGCACAUUAUGAAUCUAAUCCUAAACCUACAAUGCAUACUGUCGAUAUUGGCGAGGUCAGUGACGAUACAGCUUCCUGGUGGCUAUCAGUAUUAGCUUCUGGCGAGGGCUGGAAGGCUGCCAUCAAACAGAGUGAUGGUGGAGAGUAUCUUACGCCCUGGUCAGUAACCCGUCCUUCGGAACAAUCACUCGCAAUCAAAUGGCGGAGUAAGGAUUCAACUGAAGCUCAAGCUCCUUCCCUAACACCCCUGUCGUCCCAAAAAGCCUUUGAGGCUCUCUCAUAAUCAAAGUUCUCGGUUAUUGCAAGAUGGGCUAGAAACAAGAAGAACGAGGUGGAUCCGUAAAAAAAUUAUAUCUUGGCCUGAUUCGAUUUCAGAAAAUGGUUCUUUAGAUAUCCAGAGAACUGCGAUGAAUAUGUAGGUCAGAUGAGGUGUCUGCCUAUGAUUGAUCUGCAACUGUGAAUGGUCCAAGUCGAAAAGCAAUUUGCUGGAGUAUUAAACAUAAAACCA
Messenger RNA from Aspergillus eucalypticola CBS 122712, 1210 nucleotides. RefSeq lists its product as uncharacterized. The transcript is spliced from 2 exons. The coding region runs from base 74 to 985 and encodes 303 amino acids. The record is from RefSeq and is a predicted model, not a curated record. NCBI's taxonomy places the organism in Eukaryota, Fungi, Ascomycota, Eurotiomycetes, Eurotiales, Aspergillaceae.